AUGGCGCCCUCCAAGCCCAGCAAUCCACCUUCUUACCCGCGUAAGAUUCCGCAGCGCUUCAAACCGGUGCGGUCAGAGAUUUUUGCUGUCAUGGCUUCCAGGUCGCAAGCUCGACGAGAUCAGAAUCGGCCAGAAGCGGGCUCAGCAGAGACGGCUGGUGAGCUUUCGGUAGCCCCUGUUCGAGUCCUUCAAGGGCCGCCGGCUGGAGAUGCGUCAGCUGAAUGUUCCUCAAGAGAGGGUCCUCCGCUUAAGAUUCCGUCGAUUGUGGUUCCUUCGGCAAAGGCUACAAGGAAGAGAUCUCGACCGUCGGCGACGCAGUUGGCACGGGUCCCAAAGCUGCCGAAACGCAAUAUACAGCUGAGAGCUGCUUUGCAUGCUGCUGCUAGAGCAAAGAAUGUGAGGAGCUCGCGUCCUGUUGAGAUGUCACCAGGAUCCAACUGACUCUCUGUAGGCUUCUGACGGGGUAUCUUUGGAUGGCGAGGCUAUUGAAUCAGAAGGAGUAGCCAAUAGAGUUCUGCGCCCUUCGUCUUGUUUCGUUGAUGGCGAUGCUGAAGAUAAAGCAACAAAUUCCGAACCUGAUCAUGAUGUGAAUGCCAACCAAGCACAACUUGAAUCGGAUCUUGGUCCAAGUCAACAUGCAGAGGAUCGCGAACAUGGCGGUGAUGAGCAGCUACUGCGGGAAGACACAGCGCGCCAAAUGAUCCAAAAGAAUCCUAAGCACAAAUCAUUCUUCAAAGUAUCCAAGCCUAGAGUUCAGAGAAGAAAGGAGCACCGACGACAAUCUGUGGAUGAGCUUAUGGUGACGACUGAAAGACUAAGUCGGGCAACUUUGACUGAAGGUAUUCCUACUUCUCCCCAAUAUCCUCUGAAAUCAACUCAUGCUUUUUGAGUAGGCUCUUCAGACGAAGAACUUUCUAUGGUAUUGCACGGUACUCCCAAGUUCAAAAAGAACACUCGCAAGCCGGUAAACCUUCAUAACAUUGACAACACCGACUUUCGCAUGCCAAAAUCCUUCGAUUCAACUCCUAGCCCAUCAUUGAAAUUUUCAUGCUCGGACGGUUUUGUGGGCAAAGAGGCAUCACCAAUAGGUUUGGUGAUGCGAGUUCGGUAUCCUGGGCAAAAAAACCCUCGAGACAGGAGAAAAAAAAGUCCUUUGAAAAUGAGUGAGUUGGUCAUUGGCAAUAAGCGACAUCAAGAGGAAAGGAAACGAAGAAAGCAUGGUAGAGAGAUACCUUCUUCAAGUGGUCAGCAGUACUUCGAGCCUCGCAGGGAGCCUCCAAACGACAUCGUUGGCCUGGAAGACGACACCGUCAUGACUGCUUCAGCGAUUACUACAGGCAAUGAGCAAGACGGUCUAGAUGUACCAAAUAUGCCCGAAGAAAUGCUCAUCGACGGUGAUGACCACAAUCCGCAAAUCACUCACAAUGCCGGGCUAGACAUCGAUGAAGAUGGACACCAACUACUCACACCGUCUACAAUGGGCUACAAGUCCGACGACCGCAAUCCACUUCCUACUACCGAACUCGAUUUCUCACGGCGUAAGUCAGUAGUUCAGAAUGAAGAUGCCGCAGCGGACAGUGUGGAAAAAGGAACUUUCAUGCAAAGUCAGGCGGCUUUUGAGAGUGGACUGUUUCUAGGGGGAAGUGAAAAGGUGUCAAAACCAGGUCCAUCAGAAAGUCUGGAGAGCGAUCAAACUAGCAAGAAAGCCCCACGGACGCCUUGUCGCGAAGGGGCCACUGAUCACUCUGAUGGCGAGGUUGAUAUAACUGAAGAUGAAGACAGUGACGGAACAGAAAGCGCUGAUGGUAACGUUGGUACAGGUAACGAUGAAGUUGAUGAGGAUGAAGAAAUGGAAAGCGCUAAUGGCGAACAUGUUUGUAUUCUUUCCGACACACACACAGAGAGAACCGAUACCGAAUCUGAAUCUGUUAGUGACUAUCAUACCUCUGAUGGCUGUUCUCUGCAAAGCAGCGAACUUAAAUCAGAUGGGGGCGAUGAUCUGGAAGAGAUAGUAUGUGACGAAGACGAUCUCAGCGAUGUAGCAUCAGUCAUAACACGUCCAAGUCAAGGUUCCGAGAUGGAUAUUGAGGGAGCAGAUCAACAAGACGAUCUGAAUAUGACCGAUGUUAGGUCGACCCCUGGAGAUGAGCCACAAGCUUCCUGCAGCAACUGUUUCAAGUCAGACGAAGUGGUUCUCGAUGAUUUCAUAUCGGUUGAAAGGCCGCUAAGCAAUAUUCUCGAGAUGGGCCUUGAGGACGUAGUUGGAUGUGACCAUCAUGACAUUGCGGGCGCUGAAUCUGACACUGAGGACGAAGUAGAAGCUUCUCGGUAUUGUGGGCUUGACUUUGAAAUUAAUGCGCAUGACGAGCAACCUUUUGGUAAAAAAGCAGCCUCUUUCUUUGAGACCAUGGAUCAAGAUGAAUCUACCGUGGUCGUGACUGGGGCAGCUCGGGCUUUGCCAAUUGAGACACCAGAUGAUGAUGAUGAAGUGAUGCUGCUUAUCGAAAAGCAGGAGAGCAUCGAAGGGAACUCCCCUUCAAAUGGGAACCCACGACUUGAGAUUCUUCCAUCAGAGAUACCUGAUUCUAAUCCCGAGAACCAAAUGCCUCAACUGUUCUCAGUCUCCUUGUGCAGGAAUGAGGUACCUGCGCCUUUACUCGUGAUGCCACCAGAUGGUGCGAAAGAGACCUUGUCUCAACAAUCCUGCCUCCAAGAGCAGGUAUGGGCUCCUCGUGCACCUCACCCUAGUACCUCCAUGGAGAUAGAGGGAGAUGAGAUUGUGGACUGCUCUUCACCGCCCUCAUCUCGUUCUGUCAGUUAUACUGGGAUAUCCAAACACAGUAAACGAGAGCGUCCAAGUACUCGCGUUUCUGGUUUUUCUCGAGGUUCUCGAGCAAUAUCAUAUCACCCUAGGCAGGCACCCAGACGUAGCCCUACACUAACUCGAACUCAUUCGCUGACUCUCGUCCGUUCUCGUUCAAGCCCUGAGCCCGCAUCAGAAUCAGCAAUGUUUUCCGACCAGCCCGACCAGCCCAGCUCUAGAGUUGACGCACAACCCCUGCGAUCUCAGCAUAACCAGCUCUCGAGCUUCCAUAGUGAACAAACAACCUGUGAUUGUAUGUCACUCAGAUCCGUAUCAGCUAGCACCGACUUAAUCUCCACCUCGCAGCAAGCAGAAGAUGAGGAAAUUCUUAUGGGACAACCAGAUUAUUCCUCUGGACAGCUGCCUGAUCCAGAAGUCCCCUCGUCACGGCUGACUUAUGUGCCAGAAGGAAGUUAUAUGUCUCGAACACAGCAAGAGUUACAAGAUCCCUUCUGCCUUGUGCCAAAACCUCGUUCGAAGUCCAUGUUUGCGUCUACGUCUCGCCCUGAGAGCCAGCAAUUAGGAAGAGAAUCACAGGCGUCCUUCGCUCCCACAAGCUCGCUCGCCAGUUCUAUUGCUCCAAGACAACGGUCGAAGCGAUUUCCUACGCUUACGGAAAGCUCUCAAGAAGGAGGGGUUCUUAAAGAGUUGACGAGGAGGACUAGUGUCGCCCAUGGUACUACGCCGAUUACCGGAAAAAGAAGAUCCAGUGCAGUGCCGCGAUUGUUGAACGUAUUAAACACCCAGUUUUCGCAAUCUACAGCUCUUCAAGGACCUCGCAAAGUUUAACAGAAAAUUAAGGAACCUGACGUUACAAAGCACGAGUGUGUUGCUGUUUGCUUCGAUUUCUAUCUCGCGAAAUUCAAAUUUGAUAUCAUUAGCAGUUUAUGGGCGUGCCAUUUUGCUGGGAAAAUUACGGAAGGCUCAUACGUGAGCGGAAUUUCGUUUGGCCUUUAGCUUAACUCUACAACAUUAGCA
This is a messenger RNA of Hymenoscyphus albidus, 3841 nucleotides long. The record is from the annotation of a GenBank genome assembly. Lineage: Eukaryota; Fungi; Ascomycota; Leotiomycetes; Helotiales; Helotiaceae.